Messenger RNA from Menidia menidia (Atlantic silverside), 1251 nucleotides. The record is from the annotation of a GenBank genome assembly. NCBI's taxonomy places the organism in Eukaryota, Metazoa, Chordata, Actinopteri, Atheriniformes, Atherinopsidae.
AUGAAAGCCCCGCCGAGUUUAGGCUCGCUCAUGGUCGCCUGGCUUGCGGUUUUAGGUCGUAUCCAGGCUGUUACUCUUGAGGUGAAGGAGGGGAACUCUACCUGCAUUAAAGCGGAGCUCUCUGCAUCAUUCUCCAUCCCGUACAGCACCCCCAGCGGCGCGAAGACAGCGGUGGUCUCUCUUCCCGCCUCGGCCACAGUGGACGCUGCCAGCAGCUCGUGCGGUUCGGACAGCAGCUCACCGUGGCUGGUGGCGGCCUUCGGAGCUGGCCACGCGCUCGGACUGAGCUUCUCCACCAAUGGCAGUGUUUAUAGCAUCGCUAACCUGACUAUGCAGUACAACCUGAGUGACGCCUCAGUGUUUCCUGAUUCCAACAGCUCUGAUGUGGUCACUGUGGUGUCUGCGUCAGUGGGGAUCUGGGCGCCGAUCAACACCACGUACCGAUGUCUGAGUCCCACUUCUGUCAGAGUCGGAGGGGCCACGGUGACUUUCUCUGACAUGAGGCUGGAGGCGUACAUGCCGGGAAACGAGCUGAGCCCGGCAGAAAGCGUGUGCGUAGCGGACCAAACGACUACGACCGCUCCGGCUACGACCGCCAGCACGGCAGCGCCAACGCCACCAGAGCCAGCCCCAGCCGGGCCGCCGGUGCGCGGCUCCUACUCGCUGAGGAACGCCAACGGCACCGUGUGCCUCCUGGCCCAAAUGGGACUGCAGCUCAACGUCUCCUACGUCUCUCAGGCUCAGAAUAAGACGGUCCAGGAGUUAUUCAACCUGAAUCCCAAUCUGACGAGUUCAGAAGGAUCCUGUGGAGCCAGCAGUGCUACUUUGGUUUUGACACAGGAGCAAAGCACCAUGCUGAGCUUCACCUUCACAGCCAACUCAACGAGCAACAAGUUCCACCUGAGUGAGAUUCAUCUGCUGGCCAACUGGUCCGAUAUGACCGCUCCCCUGUUGGUCAGUAACAACAGUCUGGACUAUCUUCGGAGCACAGUGGGCCGCUCCUACAUGUGCAACGCGGAGCAAAGUCUGGACGUGGCGCCGGCCUUCUCUCUCAACACAUUUAGACUGCAGGUCCAGCCGUUCAGCGUUACCACAAACCAGUUUGCUACAGCCGAGGAGUGUCAGAUGGACCAGGACCAGAUGUUGAUCCCCAUCAUAGUUGGAGCGGCUCUGGCAGGUCUUGUGCUGAUUGUCCUCAUUGCAUAUCUAAUAGGCAGGAAGAGGAGCCAUGCUGGAUACCAAACCAUCUGA